Asterias rubens (European starfish) is the source of this 714-nucleotide messenger RNA. Its product is annotated as 60S ribosomal protein L24-like. Lineage: Eukaryota; Metazoa; Echinodermata; Asteroidea; Forcipulatida; Asteriidae. The transcript is spliced from 5 exons. Gene Ontology annotation, cellular component: cytosolic large ribosomal subunit. The record is from RefSeq and is a predicted model, not a curated record. Gene Ontology annotation, molecular function: mRNA binding; structural constituent of ribosome. Bases 99 to 560 code for a protein of 153 amino acids. Gene Ontology annotation, biological process: cytoplasmic translation.
CAAAAAAAAAUCGCCACCGUUAAAUCGGCAUAGCGCCCUCCUGUGUAGGUUCAAUGCCAGACGAUGACCUACAGCCUUUUCCCUAGAAAGUCGUCAAAAUGAAGCAGGAGUUGUGCCAUUUCAGUGGGUACAAAAUUCAUGCCGGACAUGGCAUCCGAUUCGCAAGAAUCGAUGGCAAGGUGUUCAGCUUUGUCAGCAACAAAUGCCUGGCUUCAUUCAUGAUGAAGAAAAACCCCAGGAAGAUCAACUGGACAGUCCUCUACCGUCGUAAACACAAGAAGGGAACUCAAGAAGAGGUUUCCAAGAAGAGGACGAGACGUGCCACAAAGUUUCAUCGUGCCAUCGUUGGUGUCUCCCUGGAGCAGAUCAAUGCAAAGAGAAACCAGAAGCCUGAGGUGCGCAAGGCUCAGAGGGAGCAAGCCAUCAAAGCUGCAAAGGAGAAGGCGAAGGCAAACAGUGCUUCAAAGAAAGCAUCACAACAGAAGACGGCCAAGCCAGUGAAGCAAAAGGCAGCCCAGAUGCCCAAGGUCAAAGCGCCACGUGUCUCUGGCAAAAGAUAAACUUUAACAUCCGAUAAUCAUUCACUAGUCAUCAAUAUCAAAUCCUGGUAAACUCGUCUCCCUUCACUCAAGAAGCUCAUAAUUACUUCUUAUUCAUUCUUGGUUGUGUACAAAUAUGAAUAAAAAGCCAGUUCACGGUUGAAAUACUGACAAA